AUGGGGCUGUGGCUCACGCCCGAUCAGCAGGGACAGCGAUUAAUGAAACGCGGCGAGUUCGAAAAGGCCGCCGCAGUGUACGACGACCCCGUACGCCAAGGAGUCGCCUGGUAUCGCGCAGGCGAAUUCGAGAAAGCCACUCAAGCUUUUGCCCGGUCUUCCACGCCGGAAGCCUAUUUCAAUUCCGGCAACGCUUGGGUCAUGCUCGGCAAAUACGACAAGGCAAUCACUAGCUAUGACCAGGCUCUCAAGCUAAGGCCCGACUGGAAAGCAGCCCUAGAGAAUCGCCAGCUUGCCGAAGCAAGGGCAAAGUUAGUGGAACAAAAAGGCGGCGAUCUUGGCGACCAGCAAGAAGGUGCCGACGAGGUGGUUUUCGACAAUAAGAAACAACCCGGCGGGCAAGACACCGAAGUGAAUGCAGCCCAGGCCACUAGCGAUGCGGCCGUGCAGGCUAUCUGGCUUCGCAAUGUGCAAACCAACCCGGCCGACUUCCUCAAGGCGAAGUUUGCCUAUCAGCAAGCUCGAGCAGCAGGAGGCCAAGUCGCGCUAGUCCAAGUGUUACUCUGCUGCUUUCUCCCAACUGGAAUGGCCGAUGACCCUUUGGUCACCAGCGAAGCAGCGGAGAAGGAAGUUUGGGUCGGGCAGAAAGCGCCCUUCUACGUCAAAGUGAGAGGAAAAGGACCGUUCAAGGGUGCCACCAGUUUUUCAAUCCCACACAUCCCGCAGACCGUGAUUGUCAACGUUGGCAGCCCAGUCGUCUCUUCCGAGGAAGUGGGUGAUGAAUCGUGGUUCGUGCAAACCCACGAGUUCGCCCUCUUCACCCAGGCCGAGGGCACGGUCGAAGUUCCAAGUUUCGAAGUGCGAUUUACCGACCACGAUGGCUUCACAGGUCCAGAGGUCGACCAUACAGAACAGGUGCCAUCUCUUUCAUUCGAGGUGAAGCGGCCGCCAGACAGCGCAGACCUCGGCUUUCUGGUCACCACCGAUGACUUCGAAGUCACAGAAACCUGGGAUCCGCAACCCGGCAAUGCAAAGCAAGGUGAUGUCUUCCAUCGCACAAUCACGCAAGAGGCCGACCAGGUAACGGCCAUGGCCCUCGCCCCCCCACCGACCACGGCACCCAGUGGAGUUCGAGUAUACACGGACGAACCUCAACUCAACGAUGAUACCCAGCGGGGAGAAUUCCGAGGAACGCGGAGCGAUACGAUUACUUACCUGCUGGAAAAACCGGGAACGGUCACCAUUCCCGCCAUUAAGUACACUUGGUGGAAUCCCGACUCGCAGGAGUACGGCUCGCAGAGCCUGCCGGCCGUCACGUUCGACGUCGCCCCACUCCCGCAACCCGCAGCUACCGCCGAGUCCACGAAGACAGAUUACCGUUGGGUCCCCUGGUUAAUCGCACUUAUAGGUCUCUGCGGCUUGGCACUUUGGCAGCGGCAUCAUCUCAGUUCACUUGCCAAAGCCUUCUUGCACUGGCUAAAUCCACCCAAGCGAGUUGCAGCCCGCGCACUUGUCCGUGCCUGCCAUCACAACGAUGCCAAGGCGGCCGAAGCUGCUUGGUUGCGGUGGCAAAGUCUCCAAGCGAGUGUGCUACCCGUCGAGCCCAAACUCAAACGCGCCAUUUCCGAUCUCGAUCGCCACAUCUAUGGCCACGCAGAGCGAACCGCUUGGAAUGGGAGCGAAUUGGCGACAGCUUUUCGUGAGCAGAUGAAGGAGAAUAGAUCUCCUCUCUCCAGACCAGCAAUGGAACUGGCCCCACUCAACCCACGUUGA
Molecule: messenger RNA, 1773 nt
Organism: Cladocopium goreaui
Lineage: Eukaryota; Dinophyceae; Suessiales; Symbiodiniaceae
Source: the annotation of a GenBank genome assembly